GUCGUUGGAGUUGUCUCCCCUACAAAAAUGUCAGCCUCAAGCAAACGUUUUUUCUAACUCAAUUUAACUUUAUUGAAACAAAGUUAUUAUCCCAUCAACAUGGAUUUAUUUAAAACAUUAGAUCCAGACUUUGGUGAAGACUAUAGUGAUGAAGAUAUUGGUGCUGAAAGCUCUGAAGAUGAAAUUGAUAUUAUACUUCACGGAACACCAGAACAGAAAAGAAAAUUAUACAAAAAAACUAACAAAAGAAGCAAUUCCUCUAGUGAAGAUGAUUUUGAAUCAGAAAUGAACAAAGAGUUGCAGGAAACAGUAAAAACGUUAGAGUCCAGAAGAUUAUCUUUGUCUACGCCAGAUCCAUCACCAUCUGAAGAAAAAAAAACAGAACAGAAAGAUGAAGUGCAAGAUGGUAAACAGUCAGAUAUUCAAAAAUUUUAUGAUGACAUAUACUUUGAUUCAGAUGAUGAAGACCAAAAUGAGUCCGAGACUACUACAAAGAAGAAGAAACAGAAGAAUCCUGUAUUAUCUAAUGACGAUCUACUAUAUGAUCCAGAUAUGGAUGAUGAAGAUCAGGAGUGGGUUGAUCAACAACGGAAAAAUUGUCAGCCCAAAAACAAAAACACGGAGAAAAAUAAAAACAAGUUACCACAAACAGAUGCCAUUUUAAACUGCCCCGCCUGUAUGACAACAUUAUGCAGAGAUUGUCAAAGGCACGAGAGAUAUGCUAACCAGUACCGAGCCAUGUUUGUUUCUAAUUGUGAUGUGAAUAUGUCAGAGACAAUAGAAUAUCCAAAAGAACAAAAUACAAGGAAAAGAAAAAGAACGAAAAAAAAGAAAACACCAGAUCCAGAUCUGGCUAUAGAGACAUGUUCUAUAGCUGAAGAUAAUGAUGUUUAUCAUCCUGUUAAAUGUACUGAAUGUGAGACUGUUGUAGCUGUGAUUGAUGUAGAAGAAAUUUAUUAUUUCUUUAAUGUGUUAGCUAGCUACUAGAACAUGUGUUAGCUAGCUACUAGAACAGUAUCAUCUCAUUAAUUGUAAAUGUGUAUAUAAUCAUAAUUAAAGAUAUUAAUUAAUCAGAA
Molecule: messenger RNA, 1076 nt
Organism: Patella vulgata (common limpet)
Lineage: Eukaryota; Metazoa; Mollusca; Gastropoda; Patellidae
Product: E2F-associated phosphoprotein
Exons: 5
Coding region: 100-987 (295 amino acids)
Biological process (GO): positive regulation of cell population proliferation
Cellular component (GO): nucleus
Source: RefSeq, a predicted model, not a curated record